CUUUGGUAGAUAUGACAGGUACUAAUUUCAAGGUUAAAAAAAUUGAAGAUAUACAAUUCGUUUAGAUUACUGUAUGAGCUAAUAAUACAUCGUACCCGUUUAUAAAAUAGUGACAGAGAUACCAUAUAGUUGAAACGUUGUGUGGUACGUUUGAAAAUGGCAAAUAAAUGGUUACGAGUUAAACAAUUAAAAUGUAGUUUCCGAAUUCAAUUUCGACGAUCGUGUUCUUCACAGCCGAAAUCUUUUAAAUCUAUACCAGGUUUAUCUUCUAUACCAGUUCUGGGGUCUUUACACCAUUUCCUGCCGGUUAUAGGAACUAUCGGAAUUCAAAAGAAUUUUUUCAAUAUGUUAGGUGUUUUACAUGAAAAAUAUGGGUCGAUAGUAAAGAUGGAGGGGAUAUUGGCUAGAGCUAAUAUGGUUAUUUUAUAUAAACCUGAACAUUUUGACCAGGUUUACAGAGCGGAAGAUACCAAUCCAUUGCGACCUGGAUUUGAUUCACUGGUGUACUACAGAACAGUUUUAAGAAAAUCAACAUACAAUGGUGUCUAUGGAUUGACCACAGCACAAGAUGAGAAAUGGCGUCAUUUCCGUACGAAAGUAAAUCCUGCGCUAUUGAAACCUAAACUGGUGAAAUUGUAUGCACCGGCGCUUGACGAAAUAGCGAAAGAAAUGGUAGACAGGUUAAUAAAAUUAAACGGCAAAGGAGAUUAUCUACAAAAGAAUUUAGAUCUUGAAAUGACUAAAUGGGCAUUGGAAUCGAUUGCAUUAGUGGGUUUAGGAAAUCGCCUUGGCUGUAUGGAAGACAACUUAAAACAAGACCAUCCUGGGAGGCAACUGAUCCAAUGUGCUAGAGACAUGAUGGAGCUGGCGUACAAGUUAGAAUUUUUCCCAAGUCUUUGGCAGAAAUAUUCAACCAAGAAUUUCAAGAAGCUGGUGAAAACUUAUGACUUGCAAUGGGAUGUUAGUAAAAUGUAUAUUGAUGAAGCAAAACGACAAAUAAAUGAGCGAGGACAUGAUAUACCUGAAGAAGACAAGAGUAUACUUGAGAAACUUUUAUCAAUAGACGAAAACGUGGCUCUUAUGAUGGCAAACGAAAUGUUAAUGGCUGGAAUAGACACGGUGGCUUUCAGUACAACAGGAGUAUUGUAUCACUUAGCAAUAAAUCCAGAAGUUCAGAAAAAAGCACGCGAGGAGGCACGAUCAGCAGAGCCACAAAAACGAUACAUAAGAGCGUGUAUCAAAGAAUCCUUGAGAAUAUAUCCAGUAAUUCCAGCUAAUUUAAGAAGAACAGGGAAAGACCAUAUAGUAGCUGGGUAUCAUAUUCCUAAGGGGAUUGAUGUUAUAGCUCCAAACGAGUUCUUAUCUAAAUUAGACAAAUAUUAUCCAAGAGCAAAAGAAUUUAUACCAGAGAGGUGGUUGGUGGAGAAAACACAUCCCCUAUAUUAUGGGAAUGCGCAUCCUAUGAUCACAUUGCCAUUUGGAUUCGGCAUCAGAUCUUGCAUAGGACGUAGAAUUGCCGAGAUGGAAAUCGAAACAUUUUUGAGAAAAUUCCUAGACAAAGUGGAAGUUGGCUGGGAAGGACCACCAAUUGAAGUUGAAACUAAAGUAAUGAAUUUAUUUGUAAAACCAUAUAGAUUCAAAUUCAAAUCAAUAUAAAUGCAAACCAAGAUGUUCAUAAAUACAUAAUUAUUAUUCAACAUAAAAAAUAAGGGCAAGUAGUUGUUGCAAAAAUAUAUAAAAACUGUUGCAAUAAUCUAAAAUAAAAUUCAUCAAAUAUUAAUUAAUAUAAAGAAAAGCAAAGUAAACAACAUUAAUUAUUUUUGGAAUACUAUCUAUCAAGAUAUGGAUGGGAUUUUUAUUUACUUAAUUCCAGUUAGUAGUUUAAAUUUCAAACAAAGUUCCUUUCACAAAAACUAUUGUUGGAAUUUAGAUUGCUAUAAUUAUUUAUUACACUUCCUACAUAUUAGCCUAAUUAAUAAUGCAAGUGAAGUGUAAUAAGUUGCUAGUGUUUUAAUGAGGUAAAUAAUAAAAUAUUCAUAUUAUGAUGGC
Molecule: messenger RNA, 2049 nt
Organism: Galleria mellonella (greater wax moth)
Lineage: Eukaryota; Metazoa; Arthropoda; Insecta; Lepidoptera; Pyralidae
Product: cytochrome P450 CYP12A2-like
Exons: 9
Coding region: 157-1656 (499 amino acids)
Molecular function (GO): monooxygenase activity; iron ion binding; oxidoreductase activity, acting on paired donors, with incorporation or reduction of molecular oxygen
Source: RefSeq, a predicted model, not a curated record